GCCUGGCUGAUCUCAUAUAAAGCCUCUCUUGCUAUAAUUCAUUGCCCACAGCCUUGCCAAUAAAAGCAAGGCUCAUCCCUGCUACAGAGAACUCUAUUUCCAUCCCCUCCAGCACGGCCACCUCUUUCUCCUGUGACCUGCCAGCCAUGAAGUUUCUUUUCCUCUUUCUUGUCAUCCUUCUGGCCACGGAACCCAUGGUCUCAGGCAGACAUCACACCCUUCGAUGCAUGGGAAACACGGGAGUCUGUAGACCCUCUUGCAGAAGGACUGAACAUCCCUACCUCUACUGCCUAAAUUAUCAGCCAUGCUGCCUCCAGUCCUACAUGAGGAUAAGUAUUGCUGGCAGAGAAGAGAAAGAUGACUGGAGCCAAGAGAACCGCUGGCCAAAAAUACCCUGAGUGCUAGAGAUCGCCAUCUUCAAACUGAAGUCAGGACCCCUCAUUAAAAUUCAUGCAU
Messenger RNA from Lutra lutra (Eurasian river otter), 456 nucleotides. It is a transcript of the gene DEFB119, whose product is annotated as defensin beta 119. The record is from RefSeq and is a predicted model, not a curated record. Bases 147 to 398 code for a protein of 83 amino acids. Gene Ontology annotation, molecular function: lipopolysaccharide binding. The transcript has 2 exons. NCBI's taxonomy places the organism in Eukaryota, Metazoa, Chordata, Mammalia, Carnivora, Mustelidae. Gene Ontology annotation, biological process: defense response to Gram-positive bacterium; defense response to Gram-negative bacterium; antifungal innate immune response.